Molecule: messenger RNA, 2109 nt
Organism: Antechinus flavipes (yellow-footed antechinus)
Lineage: Eukaryota; Metazoa; Chordata; Mammalia; Dasyuromorphia; Dasyuridae
Gene: TRAF3IP3
Product: TRAF3 interacting protein 3
Exons: 16
Coding region: 279-1931 (550 amino acids)
Source: RefSeq, a predicted model, not a curated record
UUCAACAGGACUGGUGAAAAAAGAAAGGUCGGUGGAGGAGGGAAAAUGUCAGCAAGGAUUGAAACGGCGGAUUGAAAACCUCAACUUCAACCAUUUCUCUUGCCCCAUCUGAGACCAGAAUCAAACUUUAUCCCCUAGAAAACAGGAAUGUUAAGGCCCCAACACUGCCGCUCCUAAGAAUACUUCCUCCUGCUGCUGGCCUGAAAGCAUCUGGGACAAAAGGAUAAAAGAGCUGUCCUAGAAGUCAAGAGCCUAGCUGGACAAAACACUAAAGCAUCAUGAUCUACCCAGUCUCCAAGCCAUCAUCUAGACUGGGCCGGGGUGCUGAGACCUAUGAGGCCAAAUGCGAGCGUCGACAGGAGACCCGAGAGAGCCUUCGCCGUCGCCCCAACGUGACUGCAUGCCGCCAGAUGAGGAGGACCAGAAGAAGACUCCACAAUGAGCAAACCCAGAGCCCUCGUCAACAGCAAUUUUUUAAGAGAAGGAACUUGGAAGUAGAAGAAAGGAAAGUGAAAAGCUCAUUCCCCAAGAUUCAGGAAUUCUUAAGAAAGGAAGACCAGGAAGAUGACCUCAAAGUAUCUAACCAGUGCAGUGUCAUGGAGUCAUCAUUUGAACAACAGGAAUCUGAGAACAGCACCAAAGUCCUUUCAGUCCAACAUCAUCCUCUCCCAGAAAACUUCAGGGAUCCCUCCGACAACACUUCUACUUCAAAACUCUUACCAGAGAAAGUGCUAAUCAAAAAGCCACUUACACUUCAUCAAGGUACACAGACAAAAUCAUUAGGAAUACAACUGACAAUUAAGAAUGAUGCCAGUCAGCAAACUGAUUGCGGAAUUGCAGUCCUGGAUAAGGAAAUUAUCCAACUUUCUGACUACCUCAAAGAAGCCCUACAGAGAGAGUUGGUUCUGAAGCAUAAAAUGGUACUUCUACAAGAGCUCUUGUCUACAUUGCUUCAAGCUUCUGACAGGUCCUGGAAGGGACAGCUGAAUGAGGACAAGCUGAAGUGCAAACUGAGAUCCCUGGAAAACCAGCUACACACCUGUACCCAGAAAUACUCCAAAGAGGGUGCAAAAAAGGUCCUUCUGGAAAUGGAGGACCAGAAGCAGACUUAUGAACAAAAGGCAAAAGAGACCCUUCAGAAACUGCUGGAGGAAAAAACAGCAGUGGAGCAGCAGCUAGAGAGCACUCAGAGGUCCCUGGCCAUGGCUGAGCUCAAGUGUGAGCAGUGGAGGGAACAGUACGAGACAUUAAAGAAAGACUGGAGAGAUCUAGGGGCCAAGCACAGUGAACUGGAGAACCAGCUCUAUGUUCUACAAUCCAAAUUGCAGGGAGCAGACAGCAGAGAUUUUCAACUAAAUCAGGCCCUGCAUCUUUUGGAGCGUGAACACCAAGACCUCCAGACGCAGAUUGACCGACUGCAGGGGGACAAAGAACUGGGCUGUUCUAACAUCAGUGACCUACAAGGUCAACUACAAAGGUCAGAAGAGGAAAAACUUGCCCUGAAGGCAACAAUUGAGCACUUACAGAGUCUUCUCCAGAGCCAAUCCACCCAGCUUCACACCCAAGAGGAACUUAUGCUAAAGAAAGGUCAGACUUGUCCUCCUUGGAAUUCAACUCCCACCCAUCUGGAAGAGAAAUCCAAGGGUUCAGGGGAGGAGAGAGAAAAGAAUCUCAGGGACCAGCUGCAAGAGAAGACUUUGCAGCUCCAAGCCAAAGAGGAGGAGUGUGGAGAGUUACAUUUGGAGCUGGACAGCCUGAGUGAUGAGUACUUUUCCUGCCAGCGGAAGCUCCAGCAAUGUCGGGAGGAGCUGAGCCGGGGACAACAGCCACCCCACAGAAGACAAUGUGGUUGUUGGCUCCCUGUGCUAACAGCAAUGAUUGCUAUAGCACUAGCAGCAUUUCUGAUUAACACAAACCCCCCAGUGGUUUGAGUGACCUGAAACAUCUGGAAAGGAGAAAUGCCUUGAGAUGAGAGACAUUGAAGCAUCAGAAGAUUCAAAGAGGUUUUUUUUGUUAUUGUUCCUUUUCAUGCUGCUGAGGGCAAGAUCCUGAUUUGUUUUACUUUGGGGGCUCAUUGUGGGAUAUAUCAAUAAAUCCAGCCAGAUUGUA